CUGAUUUCACAAUGGGCUCCAUCAGUGCAGCAAAUGCAGAAUUUUGUUUUGAUGUAUUCAAAGAGCUGAAAGUCCACCAUGCCAACGACAACAUCUUUUAUUCUCCCCUGAGCAUCAUUGCAGCCUUGGCCAUGGUUUAUCUGGGAGCAAGAGGUAACACUGAGUAUCAGAUGGAGAAGGUUCUUCACUUUGACAAAAUUGCAGGACUUGGAGGAACUAUUCAGACCAAGUGUGGCAAGUCUGUGAAUAUCCACAUACUGUUUAAAGAACUUCUCUCUGAUAUCACUGCACCAAAAGCCAAUUAUUCACUCCACAUUGCCAACAGACUCUAUGCUGAAAAGACAUGUCCAAUCCUACCGAUCUACUUAAAAUGUGUGAAGAAACUGUACAGAGCAGGUCUGGAAAUGGUCAACUUCAAGACAGCAUCAGAUCAAGCCAGACAGCUCAUUAAUUCCUGGGUGGAAAAUCAGACAAAUGGACAGAUCCAAGAUUUCCUUGUGUCAGGUUCUGUUGAUCUCAAUACUGUGCUGGUCCUUGUGAAUGCCAUUUACUUCAAAGGGAUAUGGAAGACGGCAUUUAAAGAGGAAGACACUCGGGAAUUUCCCUUCAGCAUGACAAAGCAAGAAAGCAGACCUGUGCAAAUGAUGUGUCAGAACAGUACCUUCAAAGUGGCAGCGGUGGCUGCAGAGAAGAUGAAGAUCCUGGAGCUUCCGUACGCCAGUGGGGAGCUGAGCAUGUUGGUAUUGUUGCCUGAUGACAUCUCUGGCCUGGAGCAG
Molecule: messenger RNA, 776 nt
Organism: Pelecanus crispus (Dalmatian pelican)
Lineage: Eukaryota; Metazoa; Chordata; Aves; Pelecaniformes; Pelecanidae
Source: RefSeq, a predicted model, not a curated record